Messenger RNA from Condylura cristata (star-nosed mole), 2746 nucleotides. RefSeq names its product phosphatidylinositol-4-phosphate 5-kinase-like 1 (gene PIP5KL1). Gene Ontology annotation, molecular function: phosphatidylinositol kinase activity. NCBI's taxonomy places the organism in Eukaryota, Metazoa, Chordata, Mammalia, Eulipotyphla, Talpidae. Gene Ontology annotation, biological process: phosphatidylinositol metabolic process. The record is from RefSeq and is a predicted model, not a curated record. Bases 65 to 1333 code for a protein of 422 amino acids. The transcript has 10 exons.
CGCCUGCAGCCAGGCGGCUGGGCGCCGGGGGACCGGGCAGAGCCCGGGAAGCUUCUGGGGGGCUAUGGCCGCGCCGAGCCCGGGGCCCCGCGAGGUGCUGGCCCCCUCCCCAGAAGCUGGAGGCAGAGCAGCCACCUGGAGCUCUCGCCACCGUGGCCUCCUCUGGCGUCUGCGAGACAGGCAGGUGCGCCUGGGCCUGUUUGAGAUCGACCCGGGGCAUGAACUGCACCGGCUGACGUGUAUGAUGCAGGCAGGGCUGUGGGCUGCCACCCAGGUUUCCAUGGACCACCCGCCCACGGGGCUGCCCAGCGAGGAGGAUUUCUCCGAGGUUCUGACCCAGGCCCACGAGGGCUUCGAGCUGGGCACCCUAGCAGGUCCCGCCUUCGCCCGGCUUCGCCGCUCCCUAGGCCUGGCCGAGGAGGACUAUCAGGCCGCGCUGGGCCCAGGUGGCCCCUACCUGCAGUUUCUCAGCACCUCCAAGAGCAAGGCCAGCUUCUUCUUGUCCCACGACCAGCGCUUCUUCCUGAAGACCCAGCGGCGCCGGGAGGUGCGGGCGCUGCUCGCCCACCUGCCCCGUUACGUGCGGCACCUGCAGCGUCACCCGCACUCGCUGCUUGCGCGGCUGCUGGGCGUGCACAGUCUGCGGGUGGCCGGGGGAAAGAAGAAAUACUUCAUCAUUAUGCAGAGCGUCUUCUAUCCCGCGGGCCGCAUCUCUGAGAGGUAUGACAUUAAGGGCUGUGAGGUGAGCCGAUGGGUGGAACCGGCCCCUGAGGGCAGCCACCUCCUUCUGGUGCUAAAGGACCUCAACUUUCAGGGCAAGACCAUCAAGCUGGGGACAGAUGCGUGUGGCAUCUUCGGCACCCUGCCUGGCACAGGAUGCACACUCAGGGGGGCCACUGAUGCUCCCGCAGGGCCCCAGCGGACCUGGCUCCUGCGCCAGAUGGAACUGGACACCGCCUUUCUCCAGGAGCUCAACGUGCUGGAUUACAGCCUCCUGAUGGCCUCCCAGCACCUCCACGAAGAUGAGAGGGGCCGGGGCAGCAGCCUCAUCUUCUGCACAGCCAGAUCUAUGCAAGGGGCACAGAGUCCCCAGGAGCUGGAAACCCAGAACCGCCGGCUGCUGCCCGAUGCCUCGAACGCCCUGCACAUUCUGGACGGGCCGGAGCACCGCUACUUUCUGGGCCUCGUGGAUCUUGCUACAGUCUACGGGCUUCGCAAGCGGCUGGAGCACCUCUGGAAGACGUUGCGCUACCCAGGCCGGACCUUCUCCACCGUCAGCCCGGCUCACUACGCCCGUCGCCUCUGCCAGUGGGUGGAGGCCCACACCGAGUGACCAGACGCGGCCCCACUCUCCCCAUCAGCUUGGAAACACCGUCUGACGGCGGAGACGGCGGUUCGGGCUCCCCUCGCCUGCAGUUCUCCCACUGCCCUCCAGGGGGCAUCAUCCCCCAACUAAAUAGCGACACAGCCUCAUUCGCGUCGUGGUGUGCCCCACGCGGUGCCAGGGAUUCUCCCACGUUCACUCAUUUAACCCUCCAGAAGUGCUAUUAUUCUCUUCACAGACCAUGAAAUGGAGGCUCAGGGGAUGAAGGGACUGCGUAAGAACACUCAGCAAUAAAUGCUGGGACCGGGACUCAACUUUUGAACUCAAGAGCCUGUUUCUUACUCAGGCUCCUGCUGCUCUGUCCUCAUGCUCAGACAAUUGGGGGAGGUGAUGGCUCCAGUCCAGUCCCUUGUCAGAUGGGGAAACUGAGUCCCACAGACUCGAGGGGCAUAUACAAGACUCCUGCCUCCCUCAAGCAGGGUCCUCUGGCCUCUCCUGGGGGGUGGCUUCCUCAUGCCUGACCCUCUAGGGAUGCAGGGGGGAGAAGGUGAGGUGUUUUGGGACCCUGCCGCUCUGGGAUACACUAUGCUAGAAUCUACUAUUAAUCUCCAAUAAGCUCCACUGUCUCCUUGCAGUCGCCAGAGCUCCCAUCCGUGGAGUGGGGCCGGGGCUGGCACCAACCUGGUGGCCGUGGCCACUCAGGCAUCACUGCAGCAGCGACACACAGUGCCUGUGACCCCUCAUCAGUCCUUCCCCUCCUCGAGGAGACUGCAGCCACCUCUGGUCUCAGUCCAGUCUGAGCAUGCCCAAGGGGCCCGCUCUGGGGCCCGGCUGUGUGGCCAGGCACGGUGCUAGGCGCUGUGCUCAGUGGUCUGAUCUGUAAAAUGGAAAGGGUGAACAGGGGCAGCGUUAACUCAUUAGGUGUGUUGUGCACCUGCCGUGUGCUUCUGCUGGGCGGUGGGGACCCGGAGGUGGAGGAAGAUGCCGUCCUAGGACUCACAGUUGGGGUGAUGGUGACAGAGCCCCUCGGAGAAGCACAGAGCUAUGGAGCUCAAGGGAACACACCUAAUUAUUGAUGGAUUGGGGGUCUGUAGUCCUUAAACGGAGACCAGGAGAGUCAGACACUUCUCUGGAAGAGUCUCAGGCCAAGAGCACAGCAAAGGUCGAGAGAGAGAGCCCAGCCUUUGAGAGAAGGAAACACUUCUCUGUAGUGGGGGCUCAGUGUGGGAGGGGACAGUGUGUGGUUGGGAGGGUCAUGUGGCCAAGGGCUAACCCCCAGGACUGGAGGACUCCAGAUCUUGGGCGAGCUGCUCAACUGGAUCACUUUAUGGGCCUCUAGGCAAAAUGAAGAAAAAUGGCCAUGGGGCAGGGCUGGACUGUGUGUGGGUUCCUGGAAGAUUCAGAUGAAAAUAUAAAUAUUUA